This is a messenger RNA of Lactuca sativa (garden lettuce), 463 nucleotides long. The record is from RefSeq and is a predicted model, not a curated record. NCBI's taxonomy places the organism in Eukaryota, Viridiplantae, Streptophyta, Magnoliopsida, Asterales, Asteraceae.
UUGCAUUGAAAAACAGGGUUUAAUUAAGUCUAAGGAGUUGAUCAAGGGUUUUAGUUUAAUCAAUUCUUCUUGUUCCUUUCAUGCUUUGGAAUAAGUUGUAGGGUGAUCUUAAUAUCUUAUCAGUUAUCAUCUUAAAAGUGGCAAAAAAAUAUGUCUUCUGAUGAUGCCAAAGAAGACUCCAGAUCUUUGGCUUUAACUCCAACAUGUUCUAUUGCUAUUGUUAUGACUAUCUUUGUUCUUGUCUCUUUACUUGUGGAGGAAUCAAUUCGUUACUUAAGCAAUUGGUUGAAGAAAAUGAAACGCAAGCCAAUGCUUGCAGCUGUUGAGAAAAUGAAAGAAGGUAAUUGCUACAUCUUUAUCAUCAUCAUCAUCAUCAUCAUCAUCAUGUGAUUGUUGUCUUCAGGGUUGAUGCUUCUUGGCUUCAUAUCACUCCUUCUUGCAGUUACCUCCAGUAGUAUAUCAA